Molecule: messenger RNA, 3244 nt
Organism: Papaver somniferum (opium poppy)
Lineage: Eukaryota; Viridiplantae; Streptophyta; Magnoliopsida; Ranunculales; Papaveraceae
Product: endoplasmic reticulum metallopeptidase 1-like
Exons: 21
Coding region: 432-3041 (869 amino acids)
Biological process (GO): proteolysis
Molecular function (GO): metalloexopeptidase activity
Source: RefSeq, a predicted model, not a curated record
CUCACCCUGAAUCUGACUUCUCUGUUCUUUUGCAUUUUCAAAGACAUAGUUCACUUCAUCCAGAACUAACAACUCCGACACAAAAUAUGUGCUCUUUUUUGAAGCCUUGAACGUCUAUUUUGCAGAGAAACCAGAGAGGCCGUAAUAUACAUUUGGCCUUCAUGUAAAAACGUCGUUAUAUAUGACGGAACAAAACAAAAGCAUGAUCCAGUAACGGACUCCGUUUAAACUCACAUCAUAUAUAGUCAUAUAAUAACCUCAUUAUUAUCGAAAUUCUAUUUUAAUGUAUACACACAUUUAUUAUAUAUAGCCACGAGUCAGCCCACGACCAAAACAAAGGAGGAGGAGGUUUGUUCAAAUAAGCAAGGAAUCAUUUCUGAAAUAUCAUCAUCUCCUGAUCGAGUGUUUUUCAUAAGAUUUGUAGACUAAAAAUGGGGUUUAAGUUGAGUUCAAGAGAUUUAUCAGGAUUCAAAUGUUUGAUAUGUCUAGGGUUUAUAUAUUCCAUCAUGUCAUUAUUAGCUUACAUGAUUAUUCAUACAAAACAUAUUAAACCACUUGAAAUUGAUGCUCCACUUGAUCAAUUCUCUGAAGCUAGAGCUAUUCAACACGUUACUGUCUUGUCUCAACAAAUCGAUGGUCGUCAAGAAGGACGUCCAGGUUUAAUGGAAGCGGCCAGGUAUAUUAAAUUGGAGUUAGAGAAGUUAGCGGGACGAGCUGGACCGGAUAUUAGAAUUGAGAUUGAGGAAACGGUUGUUGCUGGUUCGUUCAAGAUGUUGUUUUUAGGUCAUAGUAUCGCGUUUGCUUACAGGAAUCAUACUAAUAUCGUGGCAAGGAUUUCAUCCACGGAAUCAAGAGAUACUGAUACAUCAGUUUUAAUAAAUGCUCAUUUCGACAGUCCACUAGGUUCUCCUGGUGCUAGUGACUGUGCUUCAUGUGUUGCAUCAAUGCUUGAAAUAGCAAGACUCACUGUUGAUUCUAGCUGGGUCCCUCCUCAACCUGUUAUUCUUCUUUUCAACGGUGCAGAAGAACUUUUUCUCUUGGGUUCACAUGGCUUUGCCAAAACUCAUAGAUGGCAAAGUACUAUUGGUGCUUUUAUCAAUAUUGAAGCAUCUGGGACUGGUGGUCUAGAUUUAGUUUGCCAAUCUGGACCUGGGUCCUGGCCGUCUCUAGUGUAUUCUGAGUCUGCCGUGUAUCCGAUGGCACAUAGUGCCGCACAGGAUAUUUUCCCUGUUAUUCCUGGGGAUACAGACUACAGAAUUUUAUCUGAAGAUUCUGGUGACAUUCCUGGGCUUGAUAUCAUCUUUCUUCUUGGUGGUUAUUUCUAUCAUACAUCCUCCGAUACUGUGGACCGACUAAUACCAGGAAGCAUGCAAGCACGAGGAGAGAAUCUGUUCAGUUUGAUAAAAGCAUUCACAAGCUCAUCUAAACUGCGAAAUGCUCGUGAAAGAGCAAGUGAGAUCAAGGAUGAUCAGGACCGAGCUGUUUUCUUUGAUUACUUGGCCUGCUUCACGGUAUACUAUUCAAAAAAGACAGCUCUGAUACUUCACAGUCUUCCUGUUGCUAUCUUUCUUGUCAUGCCCUUCCUAUUGCAUUUCGAGAACAGUGGGGUCCGUUCUUGGUUUAGAACUUCCUGUGACUUUAUCAAGGGAAUGCUUUUCCAUGCUGUCGGAGUUAUAUUUGCAAUCUUUAUUCCUGUUCUCUUUGCUAUUUUAAGAUUGCUUUUCUCUAGCCAUGCAAUGAGUUGGUUCGCUCAUCCGUGUUUGGCUUUCUUGAUGUUUGUUCCCUGCUCACUUGUUGGGUUGCUGAUUCCAAGAAUUAUUUGGAGACGCUUUCCUCACUCUCAAGAUGUUUCCGUUCUUAAAACAUCAACAGAGGUAGAGGCGCUAUCUGAUGAAGCAAGAUUCUGGGGGGCUUUUGGAUUAUAUGCAGUCAUCACUUUGGUUUACCUGUUAGCUGGCUUGGGCGGAGGGUUCUUGUCGUUCUGCUUGACUGCUUUUAUGGUUCCUGCAUGGAUUAUGUUCUGCCUAUCAAACAAAUAUUUUGGUUAUCUAUCAUUCAAGUCAUCUAUGAGCUACGUGAUACCUCUGAUUCCUUGCCUUGCAUACUGUGUUUACUUCGGGGGGUUUCUUAUCCAGUUUGUGACCGAGAAGAUGGGUAUGAUGGGUUCUCUUCCAUCUCCCUAUGGAUAUUUUGUUCCUGAUAUUGUAGUAGCAGUGUUAGUUGGUUUUGUGACAGGAUGGUGUGUGGGACCAUUGAUCCCUGUUGUUGGCAAUUGGUUAGCCAGAUCAUCAGUUGUGCAGUUCUUGCUGCAUAUAACCGUGUUGGCUUUGGCACUGUCUUCCCAGUUUUUCCCAUACAGCACAUCUGCACCAAAAAGGCUCAUAUUUCAGCACACAUUUGUAACUACAGAUGGAAGGUCAGUUGCUGAGUCCAGUUACGAUUUUUCAGUGGUAGAUUCAAACUCAUUGUAUUUCCUUUUCAAAUAUGCUCCUGAAGUAGCAGAAGAGCUGCAGAUCAGUUCAGAGUUAUCUUUGGAAAAAUUCCAGGAGUCAGAUCGGAGAACUUGGAUGGUGCUUUUUCCAGUAAAUUUCUUGUUUUCAGGAAGCUUGAAGUUCCCCGAUAGAGGUGAUGAUAUCUUAAAGCAAUAUGCUCAGUUCCCUCACCUGACUCAUAGAGAAACUACAGUUUCUGGUACAGCGCGGAAAGUCCACUUGGAACUUUCAUUAGGUUCUUUAAAGGAGGUCUGGGUUUCAGUGCUUAACAUUACAGGUCCUCUGUCAAAUUGGUCUUUUGCUGACAAUCAGAUUACAGAUCCUGAAACAGUGGAUGGUGGUCCACCGUCAUAUAUUUGUAGACUUAGCGGAGUUGGUAACGAUGAUUGGAGUUUCUGGCUUGAGGCAAACAGUUCUGAAGCUUUAACGGUGAACCUUUCGGUACUAGACCAGUAUAUGGUAGAUUCUUCGAAGAAAUUAAAGGAUCUUUUUCCAGAUUGGGUUGAUGUUGUUGCUUAUUCAAGCUUUAUGUCGAGCUAUACCUUCUAAUGAACUUGUCAUUUAUCUGUUUGCUCAUAGAGUGCACAGGGUGAAUCCGAAAUUGAUCCCAGAUGCACUGUAACACUGGGAUUGAUCUAAAGAAAGAUGUGUUGUAGAAAAUGGAACUGGAACAUUUUGAAAUAUUUGUAACCAUAAAUUAAUUAAGAAAAUGUCAUGUCAGUGCUAUGAAGCAGUCUUUUUUAUUACGUCAA